Molecule: messenger RNA, 447 nt
Organism: Sinocyclocheilus grahami
Lineage: Eukaryota; Metazoa; Chordata; Actinopteri; Cypriniformes; Cyprinidae
Product: V-type proton ATPase subunit F-like
Exons: 2
Coding region: 88-447 (119 amino acids)
Biological process (GO): proton transmembrane transport
Cellular component (GO): membrane; proton-transporting V-type ATPase, V1 domain
Molecular function (GO): proton-transporting ATPase activity, rotational mechanism
Source: RefSeq, a predicted model, not a curated record
AUUAGAGCAUAUGAUCCUGCAGGACGGAAAGAGAAACAUUUCAUCCAUUCCGUCUGUUAUUUGAGCAAAUAUAAGAAAAAAGACAAAAUGCCUGGACGGGGGAAAUUAAUCGCCGUUAUAGGGGAUGAAGACACGUGUACCGGAUUCCUCCUCGGAGGGAUCGGAGAGCUGAACAAAAACCGAAAACCCAAUUUCUUGGUGGUGGAAAAGGACACUAGCAUCACAGAGAUAGAGGAGACCUUCAAGAGUUUGCUGGCUCGCAGUGACAUUGGCAUCAUCCUCAUCAACCAGUUCAUCGCAGAGAUGAUUCGUCACGCUAUAGAUGCCCACAUGGAGUCAAUCCCGGCCGUUCUGGAGAUUCCUUCAAAAGAGCAUCCGUAUGACGCCUCCAAAGAUUCCAUCCUGCGACGGGCCAAGGGCAUGUUUUCAGCAGAGGACUUCCGAUAA